Molecule: messenger RNA, 1745 nt
Organism: Carlito syrichta (Philippine tarsier)
Lineage: Eukaryota; Metazoa; Chordata; Mammalia; Primates; Tarsiidae
Gene: MLST8
Product: MTOR associated protein, LST8 homolog
Exons: 9
Coding region: 166-1146 (326 amino acids)
Biological process (GO): regulation of actin cytoskeleton organization; TOR signaling
Cellular component (GO): TORC2 complex; TORC1 complex
Molecular function (GO): protein binding
Source: RefSeq, a predicted model, not a curated record
AUCGAUAAUUCAUCGCUCGGCCUCAAUCGACUUGCUCCUGCUCCCCUCGCCAUCCUGGACUACCGCGGAGUGCAGAGCUGCCCGUAAGAUGCUCUGAACUUUGACCCUUGUCGUUCAGCUCUCGACCUCUGUGCAGUCCUUAGUCUUCUUCCCGACAGCCACACCAUGAACACCUCCCCAGGCACGGUGGGCAGUGACCCGGUCAUCUUGGCCACUGCGGGCUAUGACCACACUGUGCGGUUCUGGCAGGCCCACAGUGGAAUCUGCACUCGCACUGUGCAGCACCAGGACUCCCAGGUGAAUGCGUUGGAGAUCACGCCAGACCGCAGCAUGAUUGCUGCUGCAGGUUACCAGCACAUCCGCAUGUAUGAUCUCAAUUCCAACAAUCCCAACCCCAUCAUCAGCUAUGAUGGUGUCAACAAGAACAUUGCAUCUGUGGGCUUCCAUGAGGAUGGCCGCUGGAUGUACACUGGCGGGGAGGACUGCACGGCCAGGAUCUGGGACCUCAGGUCCCGAAACCUGCAGUGUCAGCGCAUCUUCCAGGUGAAUGCGCCCAUUAACUGUGUGUGCCUGCACCCCAACCAGGCAGAGCUCAUCGUGGGUGACCAGAGCGGAGCCAUCCACAUCUGGGACUUGAAAACAGACCACAAUGAGCAGCUGAUCCCCGAGCCCGAAGUCUCCAUCACGUCCACCCACAUUGACCCCGAUGCCAGCUACAUGGCGGCCGUCAACAGCACUGGAAACUGCUAUGUCUGGAAUCUGACGGGGGGCAUUGGUGACGAGGUGACCCAGCUCAUCCCCAAGACCAAGAUCCCUGCCCAUACACGCUACGCCCUGCAGUGCCGCUUCAGCCCCGAUUCCACGCUCCUGGCCACCUGCUCGGCUGACCAGACAUGCAAGAUCUGGAGAACGUCCAACUUCUCCCUGAUGACCGAGCUCAGCAUCAAGAGCAGCAACCCUGGAGAGUCGUCCCGUGGCUGGAUGUGGGGCUGUGCCUUCUCCGGGGACUCCCAGUACAUCGUCACUGCUUCCUCGGACAACCUGGCCCGACUCUGGUGUGUGGAGACAGGGGAGAUCAAGAGAGAGUACGGCGGCCACCAGAAAGCCGUCGUCUGCUUGGCCUUCAACGACAGCGUGCUGGGCUAGCCUGUGGCCCUUGGGAGUGUAGGCCUCGGGAGUGCAGCGUGGUGCAGGUGGCACCAGCUGCAUGUAUCUGUACACUACCCAGGUCAGAGUAAUGCUUCAUGGGCUAGCCUCUGCCGGCCUAGGCUAGCUGAACCUGGCUGGGCUACUCUGGACUCCUGGGCCCCUUUGGCCAGCCUAGAAUUGCCAAGCCAGUUGGUCUUGGGGCCCCUCAGCCCCCAGCUGCUUAUCUGGACAUGACUGGGCACAGGAGGCUGGCCUGAGCCAGGCUGCAGGUGACAGGCUGGGCUAGACUGUGCACCCUUCAGAAGGCUUGGAUGCCCAGGGUCUGGAGCUUCAGAGGGCAUCUGAGGCUGGUGCCCACCCCAGGCCAGUGGUCUUCUCUCUCCCCCUCCUUGCCCCGUUCAGUUCUCAGGCCAUAGAGAACACCACCACGGCCAGGUGGAAGGGUUUAUUAGUCCCAGCCGGCAGCUGUUCUCCACGCUGCUGGUGACCAAGCCGGCCCGCUGGACUGGGGACAGGGGUUGGGCUGGGCCAGGCCGGGGCUCAAUCUGGGAGGUAAUAAAAGCAGACUGAUACGCAGAUGUUGCUUGGAAAGCAGA